UAAGAAAAAAACCUUCCAGGAGCCGCCGGCAGCUGCGCGGCGCUGAGCUGAGAUCGGGGGCGCGAGGUGCCCUGCAGCGCUGCGCCCCCAAACCCGCGGGGCGCCCCCACCAGGCUGCGCGGGGCGCCGGGGCAGGGACCCCCCCGGGCCGCCGGCAGGCGCCAGAAGUGGGAGCCGGGGCUCUGCCGGGCGGAGCGGGGAGCCGGCGGGUUUGGGGCGCAGGGUCCCCGCAGCGGGGAGCCGGACCAGGUCCUUUCUCCGAGGGAUCCCGCGGGACGCGCUGCUGGCCCUUGGGAUCCCCAGCUCCGGCGGGCACCGCGGGGAUCCCCGACGGGCCAUGGCCAGACCAGCCGCCCAGCUGGGCGCCACGGAGCGGCUCCCGACCCCUCUGCUCGCCUCCCCGCCGCUGGGGGUGCCCGGGGCCGGCAUGGUCAGCCUGAAGAGCCUCCUGCAGGGGCCCAUCAAGAGCCCGGAGCGCAGGCCCAAGGACCUGAGCACCUGCCUGGCCAAGGAGAAGGAGCGGAAGAUGGAGGAGGAGCUGGGGGGCGCUCGGGCGGGACAGUGCGCCUACCUGGGCUCCCUGCUGUGGGAGCGGACCCUGCCCUACAGUGAGAUCGAGUACGUGGACCUGGACGAGUUCCUGCUGGAGAACGGGCUCCCUCCCAGCCCGGUCCAGCCGCCCUUCUCCCCGGCCAGCCAGGCCACCCGCUCGCCCUCCAGUGGCAUCGCCGUGGACCUCAGCCGCCCGGCCUCCUGCACCUCCUCGGCCUGCUCCUCGCCCGCCGAGUGCCCGGGCAGCAGCGACGGGGACCAGUGCUGCGCCACAGCAGGUCCGGUGACCCCCGCCUCCCGGAACACGCCCAGCCCGGUGGACCCCGAGGCGGUGGAGGUGCUGAUGAACUUUGACCCGGACCCCGCGGACCUGGCGCUAUCCAGCAUCCCGGGUCACGAGACCUUUGACCCCCGGAAGCACCGGUUCUCGGACGAGGAGCUCAAACCGCAGCCGAUCAUGAAAAAGGCGCGGAAAAUCCAAGUGCCGGACGAGCAGAAGGAUGAGAAGUACUGGAACCGGCGCUACAAGAACAACGAGGCGGCCAAGCGGUCGCGGGACGCCCGGCGGCUCAAGGAGAACCAGAUCACGGUGCGGGCCGCCUUCCUGGAGAAGGAGAACGCUGUCCUGCGGCAGGAGGUGGCCAGCAUCCGCCAGGAGCUCUCCCGCUACCGCACCAUCCUCACCAAGUACGAGUCUCAGCACGGCGCCUUGUAGGACGCCGGCCGCCUGCACCGCCAUGCGCCCCGGCCCCCCUGCGGACGGGGGGGGCUGCUUCCCCGCAGCCAGGGGGCGCCCUCUUUCCCCCUUCCCCCGCUCCUGGGCUCCCCCCCUGCGGGGGCUCCAGCCGGCUCCAGCGGAUGGACCAGGAGCAAGGAGAGACACUGGCUCGGACCUGGACCCUGCUCCCCCUUCCCGGGCGGAAGUGGGGAGCCAGGCUGACUCUUUCCCGGGGAGCGGGCCGGAGUGUGUGGGGGGGUCUGAACUGGUGACGCAGCCCCCCCCCAGCCCUGCAGCAGGAUUAAGCGGGGGUUUGGGUGGGCGUGCGCACAUACGCCCCGCCCCACCGAAUGGAAGAGGUGGGUGGGAGGCACAGAGCCAAUUGGUGGCAGGGUUAUCUGAUGCGGGGAGGGGCUGGGAGCCAGGACUCC
Molecule: messenger RNA, 1701 nt
Organism: Mauremys reevesii (Reeves's turtle)
Lineage: Eukaryota; Metazoa; Chordata; Testudines; Geoemydidae
Gene: DBP
Product: D-box binding PAR bZIP transcription factor
Exons: 4
Coding region: 338-1267 (309 amino acids)
Biological process (GO): regulation of transcription by RNA polymerase II
Cellular component (GO): nucleus
Molecular function (GO): DNA-binding transcription factor activity, RNA polymerase II-specific; RNA polymerase II cis-regulatory region sequence-specific DNA binding
Source: RefSeq, a predicted model, not a curated record